Messenger RNA from Penicillium antarcticum, 1017 nucleotides. RefSeq lists its product as uncharacterized. The coding region runs from base 1 to 1017 and encodes 338 amino acids. NCBI's taxonomy places the organism in Eukaryota, Fungi, Ascomycota, Eurotiomycetes, Eurotiales, Aspergillaceae. The transcript has 2 exons. The record is from RefSeq and is a predicted model, not a curated record.
AUGGAGAGAUGUGUUGAGCAACUUCUGCCCGUUGAAAAGUAUCCUUCGCGAAAAAACAAUGCCAUGAUCCACUCUUGCUGCUGGGAAGUUGCAUGGAAUGUUCUCGGCCGUCCACCCCUCAAAGACUCUUGGCUGGCCCAAUUCACGUCCCACCUUGUCUAUCUAAGGCCUUUUGCUACGAAGACCCUGUUCGAUUGUGAGACAAACGAUAUUGAUCAUGAGCUUUGGGCGGAAACUCCGUCUCGCGACAGAAUCGAGUCGGCUGGUAAGCAAGAUACUCAGGGAGCUCUGCAUUCAAUGAUCCAAGAAGCUUCUUCUUGGCUUGAGCGGAAUCCCGGAAUUGUUUGCAUAGAUGACGUUCAAAAGAUGGACCAAUUCCUGGCCUUUUGUCUCAUCAAGGGCAUUCCUUAUCAGCUGGCCACGGACAAGGAUACCGAUAUUAGGCCUCAUUUACGGAGAGCAUUACAAAGUUUGAAAGCAAGUGCUACAUCUCGACUACCGAAGACUUUCAAUCUUUGGGUUGCAUGGAACAACACGAAGAGUGCCUUAGACUCCUUUCGAAGUUUACCUCGACCCCGGCCUCUGACGCUCGAUCCCGAAUUAUACGGCCUGACAGCUGUAAUCAAGUACUCUGUGCCUGCCGAACAAUGCCACAGAUUGAUAUUCUCGUUCAGAACACGCCCAGUCCCACACCCCGGCUCAUGGCCUAUGUUGGAACUUGUUAUGUUUGCCUAUGAUGGAAAAGUGAUAGGCUCUGCUGGACUCGCCGGUCGCAAUCUUUCUGUCUCUUUAACCAUCCAAUCACUGAGAGGUAUCCAUAUUGUUCAGGACAGAGCUGGUAGCAUUACAGCGAUCCGGGUCAGGGACGGUCAGCGGUGGACUGCAUGGUAUGGAGCACCGAAACUGGGAAGCCACGAUUCGGAACAUGAAUGGGAGAGCCCUGAAAAGAACCUGGUCAUCAACUAUGAUAUCAUAGGAGUUGGCGUCAAAUCGCGGGUUUCUGAUCUUCCUUGCUAA